This is a messenger RNA of Ochotona curzoniae (black-lipped pika), 831 nucleotides long. Its product is annotated as protein FAM170A-like. Gene Ontology annotation, cellular component: nucleus. Gene Ontology annotation, biological process: fertilization. The transcript has 4 exons. The coding region runs from base 1 to 831 and encodes 276 amino acids. The record is from RefSeq and is a predicted model, not a curated record. NCBI's taxonomy places the organism in Eukaryota, Metazoa, Chordata, Mammalia, Lagomorpha, Ochotonidae.
AUGGAGCAGAGAGAGAAAAGGAAACAUCUGGAGCGUGAGUACACUCCUCCAGCUGUAAAGAAAUCAAGAGAUUUACAGAAGAGGGAGUCACCACCUGGGAGCGUUUUGGAUGACAAGAUCCUGGUCCAAGAGGAAGAAGAUCCAUCUGGCAAGUUGCAGUGCUACACCCAUGACUCCAGUGUGUGCACGCCUUAUGAUGUUGACUUCCAGCUGCUUCCACAAGAUGUGCCUGAGCCAUGUGAGGUCGUGGAGAUUGAAACCCGCAGCCAGGCACCAGGAGACAGUGAUUCCAGCUCCAAAUCAGUCUCCUCUUCAAGCACAUCCAGAAAUUCUGAUGAAGAAGCCAAUGAGCCCUGCUCAGAUGCAUUACAUAUGAGAAAGGAGCGGGCCAUGAAAAUCUAUUACAUGUAUGUCAAAAGGCAGAGAGAGGCCAACACUGUAUAUAACACACAGGAAGGCUUGUUGCCUCCCAAGAAGAGGGCAAGAGUGCAAGAACUGAGCUGCAUUGGCAAAGUCCCUUCGGAGGCCAGCUCUUCUUCUGUGCUUACAGAAGAUAUGAUCAUCGACAAUGAGGCCAGCUGUGACACCACAGAUGAAGAUGAUUUCAAGGCUGAGGGCCCAGCAGAGCCUCUAGCCCUGGAGGAGAAGCCCAAAAUAAAGACACCUGAGUGGCUCUUGUGGCCAGAGCAUGGCUUUCAAUGCAUGGCCUGCUGCCGAGUGUUCCCCAGCCUGGACAUCCUGGAGGAACAUGUAAAGAAUGGAAUCAAGGAGGGCUUCAGUUGCCGCAUUUUUCAUCUGGCCUUUGCCUGGAUGAAAUCAAAAAAAGAAUAA